Molecule: messenger RNA, 1713 nt
Organism: Histoplasma capsulatum G186AR
Lineage: Eukaryota; Fungi; Ascomycota; Eurotiomycetes; Onygenales; Ajellomycetaceae
Exons: 7
Coding region: 1-1713 (570 amino acids)
Source: RefSeq, a predicted model, not a curated record
AUGUCGACCUUUCUAGAUUAUUACAAUGCCCCUCCAACUGGACAACCCCUUUUGGGAGCACCUGGCAGUUCAACAACUGCGUCUUUCCAUCCCACAAACCCGCCCAAUGAAGAGCAACUCCCAAGACACAUCAUCUUGGAUCAGGAUAUGUGCAACCAGCUUUUGUCAUUUGCCCGGAAUCAUCUAACCAUUGCUCCCGCUCCUCCUCUCGAUUUCAACCUUGUGCAUCAAUAUGUGCAACAUACUAUCGACCGUGGAGUAGUGGGAAAUGAGACUGUCAAUAUGGAUGCGUCUCUGGUCCUUCUUCAAUAUGUGGCGGAGUUUGUUACGGCAGCUGACCAUCUGCAACCAAAUGAUAUUCGAAUCGUAAGCUGUGACCACGAAGAUGGCGCCCAGCUAAACAGAAAACUCCGCAGAACCGAAACUGACUGGGUUGUCGUGGAGCACAAAAGUGUGGCCGCCUACAACGCUCAUCGUUCUCAAAUCCUGGAUCUUGCCAGAGGUGAAGGGACUGAGAUACUAGCUUCUUCUUACGAAACGAGUGCGCGUUCAAUCAUACUUAAACUCGGCAAACAUAUGAUUGAUGCCAACUGCAGAUGGGGUCUUUUGAUUGGAGGACAUGAGUUUAUGGUUUUUUUCAUGAACGUGGUUAACCACAAGAACAGCAACUACUACCAGAUGGUGGUAUCAGAUAAUCACUCAACCCUUACACGCCCCGGACAACUUCAACCACUCCCUGAACCCUGUCUUAUUUCAGUGGUUACAGCACUUCUUCUUGGCAAUAACCCGGCUGCUUCUUACACCAAUCCCCCAACAGCACGUAUUGUUACAGAAUACGCUGGGGGCCGACAGUCCAGGACGACCAGAAACACAGGUGGAGGGAAUGAGCUAAAGAGAGCGAAACGAGGAGAGCCGGCUUUGCGAUCCUCUCGGGCCGGAACCACUGCAGGAACUAGAGCGCAUGUCCACCAGGAAACGCGCAGGUCCUCACGCUUGAUCGAGGCUGCAUCACGGCUACACAGCAAGCAUGACUACUCUUUACUGUCGUUUCCGAAUUCAAGACUGCCAGAUCGCCAAUUGGCUCUAAAGAGGAUUUCUGCCCAGAAAGCAUGGGAUGUAGUUCUGGAAGGCAACUCCUCAGAUCUUCCAGAAACGACCCCUGAAGGCGAAAUCACAUAUCAAGACACGGUUGUUGAGGAGCCCCUGUGCCUGCUUGCGAUGGAAAAGCUUGGGUCGGGAAUAUGCGGCAUUGCCUAUGAUUCUCUACUUGUUUCCGGUACAUCUGAGGAGCCCUGCGCCAUCAAGGUUAAUGAACACGACUUUCAGUCCUUCGUGAGGGAAGUGGAAGUGUAUGAGCGGCUGCAGGGCAAAACAUUUAUUCCUAAAUGUUACGGUGGCUUUGCUGGAAUGUGGGUUAACGAGCCAUUUGGAGUCCUUGUUCUGGAGUUGCUAGAAAAGAGCUUCGAUUCAUUCAACGAGAUGACCACAGACCAAAAACACCAGGCGCUUGCAUGCCUUGAACAGCUGCAUGAUGAGGGGUAUCACCAGGGAGAUGUCAGGGCGAGUAAUUUUGGACUUCGCAACGGCCAAGUCGUCGUCCUUGACUUUACCCAUGCGGAACCUUGUGACACACCGAGAACUUGCGGGAACUGGGAGGGUUCAUCUCAAAAGUUCUUGCCCGCCAAGGCACCCGCCAAGAUCUUAAUUCUGUAG